AUGGCACAAGCUGCCGGCUGCAGCAAGCGCACCAUCCUGAGAAUCUCUUCCAAUAUACGGCUGUUUGGCAGCGUCAAGGCGCCUCCUAACAAAGGCGGACGGCCACGAAGCCUCACUCCAUUUAUGCUAGAAGCUCUUUGCGAUCACCUGCUCGAAAAGCCCAACCUAUAUCUUGACGAGAUGGGGAUUUUUCUACGGGACGAAUUCGAUGUCCAAGCAACAAAAUCUAGCAUCAGCCGCGCUCUUGCAUCGAAAGGCUGGUCAAAAAAGACUGCGCGCGUCAAAGCUAGAGAGCGCAAUCAAGACCUACGUGAUGAGUACUUUCACUUUAUCUCAGAUUUCCAUUCGUACCACCUUGUCUACGUGGAUGAAUCUGGAUGUGAUAAAAGGAUAGGCUUCAGGCGAACGGGUUGGUCCCCACUAGGAACGACACCAGUUCAGGUGUCCAAAUUCCAUCGUGAUAAACGAUAUCAGAUACUGCCUGCAUACGCCCAAGAUGGCAUUGUUUUCUCUCGAGUGUUCCAAGGCUCGACUGAUGCAUCCGUCUUUGAGGAUUUUAUUGAGCAGCUUCUCCAGCAUUGUGGAAAAUGGCCUGAGCCGAGAUCCGUAUUAGUCAUGGACAACGCAUCCUUUCACCACUCAGAACGGAUAGAGCAGAUGUGUUCAGAAGCUGGUGUGAAGCUGAUGUAUCUACCUCCGUAUUCUCCAGACCUGAAUCCCAUUGAGGAGUUCUUUGCGGAGCUAAAAGCCUUUAUUCGGCGACAUUGGCCAUCUUAUGAAGAUAACCCGGAUCAAGGAUUCGAUAACUUUCUCGAGUGGUGUGUUGACGUGGUGGGAGCAAGGGAGGAGAGCGCCCAGGGACACUUCCGGCACGCAGGCCUAACCGUUGAGGCAUAG
Molecule: messenger RNA, 897 nt
Organism: Penicillium alfredii
Lineage: Eukaryota; Fungi; Ascomycota; Eurotiomycetes; Eurotiales; Aspergillaceae
Exons: 1
Coding region: 1-897 (298 amino acids)
Molecular function (GO): nucleic acid binding
Source: RefSeq, a predicted model, not a curated record